Python bivittatus (Burmese python) is the source of this 1457-nucleotide messenger RNA. Its product is annotated as disks large-associated protein 4. Gene Ontology annotation, molecular function: molecular adaptor activity. Gene Ontology annotation, cellular component: glutamatergic synapse; postsynaptic specialization. NCBI's taxonomy places the organism in Eukaryota, Metazoa, Chordata, Lepidosauria, Squamata, Pythonidae. The record is from RefSeq and is a predicted model, not a curated record. Gene Ontology annotation, biological process: signaling.
CUCUUUGUGUCUCCCAUGGCUUUGUGUCUGGAACUAUUUAAACAAUGUUCGGCAUGCCUAGUGGGCUAUAAAAAGACACCACCACCGGUCCCACCUCGGACCACCUCAAAGCCGUUCAUCUCUGUCACAGUGCAGAGCAGCACUGAAUCGGCACAAGACAACUACCUGGACAACCAGGACCACAAGAGUGAAGUCAACAGCCAGUCGGGACUGAGCAAUUCCUCAGAUAGCUUAGACAGUACUAGGCCACCCAGCGUAACGAGAGGAAACAUCACUCCAGCCAGUGAGCCUCCUGAGUUACCCCAGAAAAAUGCAUCCUUGAAGAGUGACAAAGGAACGUUGACUAACGAAGAACCAAAGGUGGAGAACAUCCCCAAAAGGAAGCUGUCGUCUAUAGGAAUACAAGUUGACUGCCUUCAACCAGUGGCAAAAGAGGAGCUCCCUCCAUCAGCCACCAAAUUCCAGUCCAUCGGGGUACAGGUAGAGGACGAGUGGCGCAACAGCCACUCUCACAGCAUGUCCAACAAACAGGAUACAGAUUCUGACUCACAAGAGCUGAAUAAUUCAACCUGUAAAUCAUCUGAAAGAAGCCUUCCUGAUUGCUCCCCCUGUAACAACUCCAACAACCUCGAUGCCAACACAAGGCAAACAGCCAUGCCCUCUGAGAUCAAGAAAAACCUCUCCUAUGGAGAUAGCAAUGACCCAGCCUUGGAACCUUCCUCUCUCCCACCUCCUGAUCCUUGGCUUGAAACGUCCACCAACACUCCAUCAGAACCAACACAAUCGGGAGCUUGCCGAAGGGAUGGGUACUGGUUUCAGAAACUCCUACAGGCAGAGACGGAAAGGUUGGAAGGGUGGUGUCGACAGAUGGACCAAGAGACCAAAGAGAAUAAUCUCUCUGAAGAAGUCUUAGGCAAAGUCCUCAGUGCAGUGGGCAGCGCACAACUACUAAUGUCACAGAAAUUCCAGCAAUUCCGUGGCCUCUGUGACCAAAACUUGAACCCCAAUUCCAACCCUAGGCCCACAGCACAGGACCUUGCAGGGUUUUGGGAUCUCUUACAGUUGUCCAUUGAAGACAUCAGCAUGAAAUUUGAUGAACUGUACCACCUAAAAGCUAAUGGUUGGCAGGUGACAGAGCCAUUGGAGAAGAAGGAAGAAAAGAAACCACCCCCUCCUGUGCCAAAGAAGCCAGCUAAACCGAAAUCUCAGCUAAACCGGGAUAAGGCAUCUGACUCGGUAGACAAACAACGCCAGGAAGCUCGCAAACGCCUCAUGGCAGCCAAGCGUGCUGCCUCUGUUCGACAAAACUCUGCCACUGAGAGUGCGGACAGCAUUGAAAUCUAUGUUCCUGAGGCGCAGACCCGUCUUUGAGCAAAAAGAAGAGGAAGAAAACACUUUUUUCACACCAUUAAAAGAAAAAAAAAAAGUUCACUAAACAGUAGUGUGAUUUCUUUGGU